Messenger RNA from Cololabis saira (Pacific saury), 964 nucleotides. RefSeq names its product tumor protein D54-like. The coding region runs from base 54 to 719 and encodes 221 amino acids. The transcript is spliced from 9 exons. Gene Ontology annotation, cellular component: cytoplasm. The record is from RefSeq and is a predicted model, not a curated record. Lineage: Eukaryota; Metazoa; Chordata; Actinopteri; Beloniformes; Belonidae.
ACCAGAAUAGGCUCAUUGAUCUGCCCCCUGCAGGUCUGGCUGAGCCGAGACAGAUGGCAGCUCCGAGCUGGUCCCAGCACUCUCUGCUCAACCAGGCAGCGAUGAGCCGACAAGGUUUCAGUGGAGCUUCUUCACCUCUGAACUUCUCGGCCAGGACUACAGGAAAUGGAUAUCCCCACACAGACCUAGGAGAAAAUGACUUGGACAAUCUAACUUUUGAACUUGCAAAGACAGAGGAUGAGAUUCAGACCUUAAGGCAGGUGCUUUUGGCCAAAGAACAGUAUGCUGCCGACAUCAGGAGGCAGCUGGGAAUAAGUCCACUCGAUAACAUAAAGCAGAAUCUGUCCAAAGGCUGGCAAGAAGUCCAGACUUCAUCUCCAUACCUAACAGCUUCUGCUACUCUGGAUGACAUCAGCCACUCCAGUGUGUAUGUGAAGACGCGGGACGGUCUGACUCAUGCAGGCCAGGUGACAUCGGCUGCCCUGUCCAGUGUGGGUGUGGUGAUGACCAGGAGCCUGACGCAAAUGAGAGCCCUCCCUCUUCCAACCCCACCACGCGCCUUGAGUCACACUGUGAGUGUGCCAACUAUGAGACAUUCCUCUACAUUCAAGACUUUGGAAGAAAUGGUCAGCAAUGUGAAGGACAAGGUGGCCGGCAGUCUGUCCAAUAAUGGAGACACUUCUGGGUUUGAAAGAAGAUUUUCACGCAAGAACACAUGAGAUGGCAUCAUAUUAUGAAGUAUUUUCACUCCUUCUUUAGUUAGGAAAGCAUCUUAUUUUUGCUUCCUCCUCAAUGUAACUGUCCACUUUUGUUUUUGACUAUUAAUACAAAAUGACUGUUAGAAUAUACUUUGUCAUAUGUCAAAGUUAUGUUUUAAUGUGCAAUGGAAACUAUUUCUUAUUGUAAUGAAAUGUAUCUAUUUUGACUACCAAUGCUGUAAAUCCAUAAUUUGAAAUCAACUGUA